Messenger RNA from Cercopithifilaria johnstoni, 435 nucleotides. The record is from the annotation of a GenBank genome assembly. NCBI's taxonomy places the organism in Eukaryota, Metazoa, Nematoda, Chromadorea, Rhabditida, Onchocercidae.
AUGAUGGGACCAGCAGAGUGCGACAAAGCGUAUCAAAGUAGUCCAACAAUUUGCUCUGAUGUAGUAACAUACUAUGUACGACUGAAGACAGCUGAGCAGGUGAGAGGGCGGGCGUGGGCUAUCAUUGAUUGGGUGUUGGUGACUCGUGGGUUCUUAUGCAUCGCUAUGACAGCAAUUGAUCUACUGCACUUCUGUCCAACUGCCUAUCUGGAACGCACACGUGUGUGGUACUCCACUAUAUAUCCUAUUAACAAUUGCAGUCCGGAGGGGUGCAGGGGUAUACAUAUUCAUAUACACAGGCGCAACUGUAUUGAUGUGCUGUAUACGCUCGAGGAAUUUGGGAUAUCGAUGAACUUCGAGGAAAGGAAGGGCCAAGGGUUUGCAAAAGACAAUCGCGAUGUUUACAUAUUUUGGCCAAGAGAGGAUGCCACCUAA